CAGAUAUGCAGGUGUAGAUCUUCGACCUCGAGUCUUGAUCAACAUUGCAGAUUCAUUCACUCAUUCUUUAUUUUUCUAAUUAAUUAUCAACUAUCAACUAUCAGCUUCUGAAUAUAUCAAAUACCUUCUUAUCACUCACUGUCUUUCUCUAUAUCAUUUCAUCAUCGAUCGUUGAAUGUCAUCGCGCUCAGACCGGGCGCUGUCCCUUGCCUCGCCCCUUUCUUCUCCUCGGCCAAUCACCGCCUUCGCUGCCUUCUCCUCCUCUCCUCCUCAUCGCCUCUAUCUCCAUCGCCAUCGCCAUCUCCAUCGUAUUCUCCAUCGUCAGUCUUGCUCCCUUUUGCUUGACUGUACCUUGGAGGACCCCACUCCAACCUCGCCCAUCUUCACACACCCUCCCCGUUGUCUGUCCACGCUUCAAAAACGGCUUCCUUCUUCCACCAUCCGCAGAUUCUACCAUCGCGCGAGGCUGAAGAGAUUUCCCUUUCCGACCUCCCCCCGCGUGGCUUCCAGUCGCGUCGUCCUUGGUUCCAGGCCGAUCGUCCGAUAUCCUUAUCCACAGGGACAUCUCAGAACUUUUCCUUCUCGUCCUCGAGAUCCCACCACCCACAGCGACGCGCACAUUCCUUGAUAUCAGCCUUCUCCAACAACCAGCAUAAUACCGGGGAUCAUUCCAGUCUUCGCUCGAUUAUACGGCCUCCUGCCGUGAGACUCGCCAAUCCGAUCAACCACGUACCGCGGAUUACCCCGGUCGCUUUCCCCCAACAGCUACAGGCUCCGUCGGACGACAAUCUACCCCUCGAAGCCCA
Molecule: messenger RNA, 806 nt
Organism: Aspergillus wentii DTO 134E9
Lineage: Eukaryota; Fungi; Ascomycota; Eurotiomycetes; Eurotiales; Aspergillaceae
Exons: 1
Coding region: 176-628 (150 amino acids)
Source: RefSeq, a predicted model, not a curated record